GGCUGCUUUUGACAGUUCUCAAAGUUUGCGGGUUCGCUUCUGUUUCGGCUGCUCGAAGUUAGAUUAUUUUCGAAAUUUCCUAGUAUUUUGUCAAGUUUUUUCCGUAAAAUGGUGAACAAAACCGAAACAAACGACCGCGAAGGUGGCGACAAGAAACGCAGGAAGACCUCUGUUAACGAGUCAUCGCCGACGAAGAUUUCCCGUGAGGAUUUAUAUGCGAACACAAUCGCUUUCGAGGAACAGGAAGCCGCCAAGCGUCCGCCGGAAACGGAUGCCCAGCUGUUCUACGGAACGUGCGACGAACUGAGGAAGCUAUUCGAUGAAAUAGCCGCCUUGAAGAAGGAUAACUCCGAGGAGGCCAAGGCUGCCAUCGCCGAAAAACGGAUCGAAGGAUCGCUGGCAUUUGUUGCCUUGAAGAAGCUGAACCGAUUGGACAAGGUUCGGAUUCGUGAUGGACGGGAAGCAUUACAUAAGGAAAAACUACGCGUCGAUAGUAACCGGCUGCAGCUGCAGAACUUGCUCUACGAGGCGGACCAUCUGAAGAAGGAGGUUCAGCGGUGCUAUCUGUUCAAGAGCCAGGACGAGGAAAUCGAGCUGGUUCCGGUGGAUGAAUUCUACGAAAAGGCACCGGAAACGAUUUCACGUCCAGAGAAGACCAAGGAAGACGAACAUGCUCGGCGCUUGGCCCGAUUGGAAUGGGAGCUCCAGCAACGAAAGGAACUGGAUGCCCAUUGCAAAGAGCUGCAAGCUUCGAAGGCGAAAAUCGCCGAGGAAAUUGUAUCGAAGACGGAACGGUUGGAUUCGUUGGCUCCACGGUUAAAGGAUUUGCUGGCGGCGACACGGCCUCUGCAGGAAGCACUCGAUAUGCCGAUCGAAAAGGGCUGGGAGAUACAGAAAACGGUUCGUCUGUUGGUGCAACCUCUGUAUAUGCUGUACGCCAAUGUUACGGCCUAUGGAGAAGCUUGUGAUCCGUUGCUAACUACGUCCGUUCAGGGUGACGAGGAAGAAGCCCGGCAGAUUGAAAUAACCGGCAAUCUUGACUGUGAAUCUGAUGACGAUGCGGACAACGAACGUGAAACAAGGGGAAGCUACAAUCGACGCAAGUCCAGCAAACAACAAGAUCCGAUGAGGCAGAAGCGCAAGGCUUUAGUCAAGCCACAUCCGUUGAGCGUCACUAUCACUAUCCGUAGCAAGGAGGGAAAGGAAUCGUUGGCUCUGACGUUCCAAUACGUUCCGAAUACAGGGUUCGUUACGGUAAAGUGCUCGCUAGUCGAUUUUGAAGUGAGCGGAGUGGCGGCAGGCGAUGUCAUGUCACAGGAAAACAUCCUCAAUGAGCUAUUCCCGGAUGACAAUGGCGAAGGUAGCCCAAACCCGAAAACCAAGUUCCAAAUUCAGGAAGUUGGGAUCGGAAUGGAUAAAUUCAUUUCGAUGAUGAAGGAAAAGAAUCUUGGUAAACCCUAUAAAUGGGCUCAGGAACUAUGUGGAAUCGAGUUUGUAGAUUCCGGCGAGAAGUUUUUGUCGGAUAGCGAUAAAUGGCAAAAAUCCAUUCCGACUAUAAUUAAAGCCAUUCGCACCAGAUGGGAGGCACGACUUCGGUUGUACCAACAGGUUCACGAGCUGGAAACUGGCAAUGUAGACAUAACAAUGAACUUGGAGCACAACAAUCCGAUUCGCAUUUCGAGUACCUUGGUUCAGUGGACGGCGCUCUCCUAUGCGGAAUACGUUGCUUCGAAUGUCACCGGUAAAUUCGUGGACCACAUUAACUCGGCCGGAAAUGAUCUCUACUUCCGAGCGAUCAUCACACGUGGCUCAGCAAAGCUGGAGUGUUACAUUUGCAUUCCGUGUGACUUCCCGGAAAGCACGCCACUGUGGUCACUCUCCUUGAACUGGAAUGGGAAACAUUCAGCGGGUGACUGCGCUGCCGUUAGAGACAUGGAAUUUUGGACCAACAGUCUGCAAGCGCCCAAGCAUCCGAAGUCGAUCCUGUCGUUGCAGCUUAAGCGAGCAAUGUCUUGCCUGGACAUCUAUCUGGAAACCGAAGGACCGUCCUACACGCCGGCAGAAUUUACUCAGGACAAAACCUAUCUGAAGCCUUUCCGUGGGCGAGCCCGAUCCCGCCCGUUCCGCAUUGCGUCCAAUGGGAGCAGCUCGGUAUUCACGCAAAUUUGAAUGUGUGUUAUUUUUUUUUCUUGUAAGGCGAUUACUGAAUAAAGCUUAAACUUAAAAGUAAUUCAACAACCUAAA
Molecule: messenger RNA, 2244 nt
Organism: Aedes albopictus (Asian tiger mosquito)
Lineage: Eukaryota; Metazoa; Arthropoda; Insecta; Diptera; Culicidae
Gene: thoc5
Product: THO complex subunit 5 homolog
Exons: 4
Coding region: 109-2169 (686 amino acids)
Biological process (GO): positive regulation of DNA-templated transcription, elongation; mRNA export from nucleus
Cellular component (GO): THO complex part of transcription export complex
Molecular function (GO): mRNA binding
Source: RefSeq, a predicted model, not a curated record